Molecule: messenger RNA, 1627 nt
Organism: Populus nigra (black poplar)
Lineage: Eukaryota; Viridiplantae; Streptophyta; Magnoliopsida; Malpighiales; Salicaceae
Exons: 2
Coding region: 223-993 (256 amino acids)
Source: RefSeq, a predicted model, not a curated record
GCUUUUGUCCAACCCUCUCCCAGUGAGAAAAGCUACAGACGGCAUACCGUAGAAAACAGUGGAGACUAGAACUUGAUAGCAUUAGCAGCUUCUUGUUAUAAAAGAGCAAUUGCCUACCUAAACCACUCAAAACCCCCCCACCUCUCCCUCUCUCUUUCCCUUGGAAAAAGAAAGAAAAAAUAUAUAGCUCUGCUUCAGUCCACAAGUCAAGUGAAGAAAAGCAUGGACAACCAAAGAAGUUCUGUUCUAAGCUGGGGUUACUACUGCCAAGGAAAGACUAUGGAUGACCUUCGGAAUUCCCUUUUGUACACAACUCUAGAGCUUGAGCAAACAAAGCUAGCAGUCCAAGAAGAGCUAAGAAAGAAAGAUGACCAAUUGUUUCAUCUCAAGGAUCUAUUGAGCAAAGCCAUCAGAGAACGAGACGAUGCACAGGAGAAAUGGAAAAGACUUGCCAUUGAGAAGGUCCUGCUCCAGCAGCAGCAGCAACAUCACCAAAAUGCUCCUCUCUCUGGGAUUUCCAGCAUUGAGGACGAACCCAGAAGAGGAAUUGACUCCAGCAAUGGCUUCUCAUCGUCAGAUUGUGAGGAGAGCAUUGUUUCAUCUCCUGUUAUUGACCAGACUCCACAACCAUCCCAAUUGCCCCAAACAGCAGCACCACAAACUAUCCCUCAAGCAGCAAUUGAGUUGGUUCCUGAAAAGCCAUUACCUGAAAAGGGAAAGCUUUUACAGGCAGUGAUGAAAGCUGGUCCACUCUUACAGACUCUCCUCCUAGCUGGGCCACUUCCUCAAUGGAGACACCCACCACCACCACUCGAUUCCUUUGAGAUCCCACCUGUCACCAUACCUUCACCACCACCCCCACCACCCGCAGUGCCUCAGCUCACCCACCUAGACUCAUUAACCAACACUCAUGGUUGCUAUAGAAAAAGGGUUCUCUCCGAUGGCUUUGAUUCUCCUACAGAGACCAAGUACCAAAGGAUAGCCCUCCACUGACAACCACACAACCCACUAAGUUAUGAUUUACAACUUUUAUAUAUAUUUAUAUCAUUUAAAUAUACCACUAAUUAAAAAAAUCAGUGAGGAAAAGGAAUUGCAGGAUGGGCACGAGACUGAUCUAGCAUUUUUGUACAGAAGAAGUUUGUUUUAGAGAAGCUAUUCCAAGUUGACCAAAGUGAUGGGAAGACAGAAGAGUAGUCGAUGGUCUUGUUCUUGGCCAAUGUUUUUGGGUGGAGAUUUUGGUCUCUUUCUUCUUUUUUUUCUUUCUCUUAUUCACAUUUUAGUUUUUGUUCCAUGAUGUGAAAGGGGGCUUGAUGAUUUUCACAGCUGUUGCAUGUAACUUGUAACUCGGAUACAGUAGUCGUGGUGUGCAGGUUUGAGAAAAAGCGUGUGAACUUGAAAGGGAGAUGAACACAGAACCGCAAUCAAAAACAUUGGUUGAUGGUUGUGAAGUUGUUAGGAUUGGAUGAUGAGUAAGGCCAACAGCCAUAGGGUUUGAGAGACCUGCUUGUCGGGUUGAGUGGAUCCCACAAAUCAGAAUCAGGAUCUACUACUGGUGUGAUAUAUGAUUAUAUUACUCCUUUUUUUUUCUUUUUUCUUUUUUCAUUAUUGAAGGAAAAAGUAUUGAUUA